Messenger RNA from Paramecium sonneborni, 1337 nucleotides. Lineage: Eukaryota; Ciliophora; Oligohymenophorea; Peniculida; Parameciidae. The record is from the annotation of a GenBank genome assembly.
AUGUAAAUUGUUAACGACGAAUACUUUAUUCCAAAUCUACUUCAAGGAAUUGAUAUAAGAAACCAUGUAAUUAAUUCAAUUUAUUCAGGAAAUCUCAACCCUAUCAUAAACAUUAGAUAGAUUACAUUUUAUUAAAGGAUUACAUGAAGAAGAUAAUCUAAGAUUAAGAGCUAUUAUAACUGAUAUGUAAUACAAUUUUGAAGCUGUCAUUGCAUAAAAGUAUGAUUUUUCAUACCAUUAUAAGAAAUAUUGAAAUCUCUAGGCUAAGUGGAAGAGUGAAAUAUUUAGAAUAAGAACUUUAUUAAUUAAAUAGAUUGUCUCAAAAUCAACAUUAAAUUUCUAAUAAAGAUGAAAACAAUCCAUCUAAAUUUAAAGAAUUAGAAAGAUCCAUGAAAUUAAAGGAUUAAUAAAUUUAAGAUAUUGCUAAUGAACUUUAAUAACUAAAGUCAUAAAUUGCAAAUAAAAAUUAAGAAACUGUGUAAGAAACAAAAAAAGGGUAAAAUGAAUAAAAGGAUAUGAAUUUUCCCUUUUUAAUUGAAAAUGAUAAUUUAAAAAAAACAAAUUCAGAAUUAAAUCGUUAAGUAAAAAUAAUGAAUGAUGAAAUUAACAAAUUAAAAUCUGAAUUAAAUGAAGCAAAUGCUGAAUUAGCAAGAAGAGAACGAAAAUUAAGAGAAUAUCUAUUGAUAGAUAAAAUGCGUUCAGAAAAGAAUGAAGAAAUGAAAUAAAAUUUAUAACCUGUUUAUGUUAAAAUAUCUGAAGAUAAAAAUUUAUUAGAUGGAAUCUUGGCAUUAAUGCAUUAUAUGAGAGAAUCUGUAACAGAUAUUAUCUUUGAAAUAUUUGUUCGAUCAGCAAACCAAGCUUUUAAUAGAAAGCAAAGUUCUGCUAUUUUAUUUUCUAUAAAUACAAAAGAAUUAAAAAAUAGAAAUGUGCGAGGAUUUUUAAUUGUAUUAUAUUUAUACAGAAAGUAAUUAAUAUAAUUAAAUAUUAGAAUGAAGAAAUUCAUUAAAAUAUAUUUUCCUUAUUAUGGGAAACUAAUUUUAAAUGAUCAUAUGGCAAGAAUAGCACUUGGAGAAGAUGAAUAUCAUUUAUCUGAAAGAAGAGAUGGCACUAAUUUAUGGUUAGAGGAAUGUUUAGCUAAAUUAUCAAUUCAAAAACGAAAAAGUGAUAAGAAUAAUGAAGAUGAUUCUGAAUAUCAACAUUUAUUCAGACUUCUUUCAUUAAGAUAUAGAUGUAAAUAUCCUAUGAAAGGAAAUGAAGAGAUGAGAGUUGAUUUAGAUAUAAGAGUAAGAUUAGAAAACAAAAUAUGCUCUUCACUAUUAAAAAUAUUUAUUGAUUGA